This is a messenger RNA of Bolinopsis microptera, 3595 nucleotides long. RefSeq lists its product as uncharacterized. The transcript has 7 exons. NCBI's taxonomy places the organism in Eukaryota, Metazoa, Ctenophora, Tentaculata, Lobata, Bolinopsidae. The coding region runs from base 1362 to 3500 and encodes 712 amino acids. The record is from RefSeq and is a predicted model, not a curated record.
GAAAUUGUUCUUGAUAAUAAUAAAUAUGUGGUACGGCUAAUCUUCAUAUUUUCAAUCGAUAUUUUUGUGAACUAUCAUGUAUUUAUUUACUGUUUACAUCUAUACAGUCUACGUACUGUGCUGAACAGGGGUGGGGAUACCCGCUGCCCGCACAGCCAAUGAAAUCUUCCAGGAAUUUUACACGGUUGGCACGGAAUUAACCAUGGUUCACAGUAAAUGUUUGUACAGCGGGAGCUGUUUACGUAAUUGCACAUUGUGCAACAUAAUACUCUAAUAGGACCUCAAGUUACAUGUUAAUGAGGUACGCCGAUUAACUGUUUUGAUAACAAAACAUCUAUAAACUAUUAACACUUGAAUACCAAUCAUUUACUGAAACAUUGUUAACGCAGUCAAUCUUGAACACAUCGGCUUAUAUUAUUCGAUUAGCCUUGCUUACUGUAGCGUUUUGAUUAACUUGUACCUCCCUUUUUGCGGAAUAAACCGUCUUAUCAUUGCAUACCCUAUCAGUCCAGUUUCGACUUCAACUGAAGUAUCAAAAUUAUUUCACAGAAUUUUGAACUUCUUACUAAGAAUGGUCACGUGAACUUCUCCACCCCUGGUUUAACUUUUGCAGAUUUUAUAUCGUUUGGAAGUUAACACUAACAGCAUCAAUAUAACAUGAUUCAUUUUUAUGUGAUGUGUAUAAUAUAUUUAAUGCGGAAGUAUCCUAGAUUGUAGAAAUAUGCCCACACGUUCAAGUUCACUGCAAACAGAUUCCCGCUUUAGUAAAGGGACUCUCGUCACUGUGCUUGCUGGUUGCUUUGAUGAUGAUGGUAACAGUGAUGAAGAGAGUCGUUGGAGUUCGAAGUUCAAGAACGGCAGCAAACAAGAAAUGUUUGGUGUCGUUGAUAGAGUGUAUCCUACCCGAUGUGACGUCUAUUUUUUUGAUGACAAAAUGACGACUAAAGUGGAUGUAAAACAUUUGAUAUUGAAAGCCGACCAAGGACUCGUUAUUCUUCAGGACGGGAUUGAAUGGAAAAGAGAAGGUUUUAGUCGUCUUGUUUCAAUUGAGGGUGAAAAAAGUGAAAAAAGACCGAUUGUCAAAGCAAGCAGUUCACAUUCAACAUUCGAGUUCAAUGAAGACUCUUUGAGAAUCGAAAACAACAUGAAUUUGAAGCGAAAAGUAUCUGAUAAGGACGUUCUUGUUUUGAAAGUGAAUCCUGCAAAACGCCCGUCUCUUGUUACUUCCGAUUCAAGAAAACACACUACUGUACCAGAAAACUUUGAAAUGACUUGGCCUUCAGCAUGUUCCUCCUCUGACUCGCAGUCAAACCCCCGGCCCCCACUAGUUCAAGUAGCUGCUAGCAGCUCUAUCAGCCCAUAUGCCUGUUCCAACUUCCAAGAAAGUGACAGUAUCAAGAACUCGGGUGAAGAAAUUGCCCAUUUAUCGCAGACCUGUAAAAAAUCUCCUGGAGGCCCAGAAGGAGUGUAAUUACGACGAUGCAAGCCAGAAGGAUAUGCCAGAGAGGAAACUGACUGGAACAAUAAAACUGGGCACUUCAAAAAAAGCUCCUGUCAGAACUCUGCACUUUUCUACUAAAACGAACACAAAAGUGCGACGUAGUCAGUGUGACAUGAUUGUUGGAAAGCCUGGACCCACGAGAGAAGUCCAACACAUAGUCACACCACUACAAGGGUUCGACUACUUUUUUCCAGCAGUUCUGCAAGCAAAAGUAGUUUCUUUUGUGAAUAAACGGAUUGUCUCUACUCUUCAGAGCCAGAUUCAAGAAGACCCUGCCGAUGGUGAUAGUGAUUCUGAAACAGACGACCAUGACGAAGAUGAAUGUGAAGUGGAAGACUCAGCUGGUGUUGCAGCAUGGUUUGACGAAGAUCUGGGAGCAGAGCAAGACGGUGAAAAUGAUCAAGAGGUACCACUUGAAUUUCCAGAGCAACUUGAUGUUGACGUAGAUCACACAGAAGACGGAACAGAUGUGACAACCCGGAUUAGAAGUGAACUAGACCAACUUGUGGAAGGAGACUACACGGUCACUGAUGAAGACAAAGAACUAGCGGCGAAGUUUCCAUCUUGGAAAGGAUUGCUGACUGUUAUUGAGUUUAGAGCUUUUAUUGGAUUGUGGCUCUUGCGGGGCAUGUGGGAACAGGGAACUUCGAGAUUGAGCAACCUUUACUUACCUGAAGCCCUCCCUAUAUUUUCUGCCACCAUGCCUCGGGAGAGAUUCAAAUGGAUCUUGAGGCAUCUAUCAUUUGAUGGAGCAGUUCAAACGGAGGACAGGAGCAGUAGGUGGAAGCAUGACCGACUUGCGGCCAUACGUUACUUGUUCGAGGUAAUUGUGGACCGCUGGUCGCGGCCGAUCAUACCAGAUGAACAUCUUACCAUAGAUGAGACCCUGUACAAUUUGUACACACAGGUACAAUUUAAAGUUUACAACAAGGGUAAGCCCCAAAAGUAUGGGGUGAACUUCAAAUCCAUCAACGCUGUCAGCUUCCCCUACACGUAUACUAGCCACGUGUAUGCUGGCAAACCUGUCGACUGUCCCAACCAGUUCUACUUGUCGGGUACAGACAAUUACACAAAGUAUUUGGUCGACUACCUCUCUGAGCGUGUUGUCCUUUCUGGGAGGAACUUAACAAUGGACAGGCUCUACACAAGCGUGGACAUAGCUGAAUAUCUUUACAAUAAACAUCAGAUGACCAUGGUUGGGACCUUUCAAUCAGGAAGGAAAGGGUUUCCAAAAGAGCUCAAAGUCCCCGGAGCACCUUAUUCCUCGACGGUGUUUUAUGAGAAAGGAGGCCCUAUUAGCCUUACCCAGUACAGCGUGAAGAGUAAAAGCAGGGGGAAGAUCAGUGUCGUCGUAAUGACAACUCGGAAACCAAUCGAGGGUGUCACCAAAGACGAAAUUCGGAAGCCUGCAAUAUUCAAGCUGUACGAUUUCACAAAAGUCGGCACAGAUAGCAUGGACAGCAGGUUUAGCUCUGGCACAUACUCCAGUAAACCGAAGUGUCGUCGCUGGUCAGUUGCAGUGUUUAGCUACAUCUUGGACACCACCAGGGUUAACAUCCAGACCCUGAUAGCUCUAAACACUGGCAAGAAUCCCCGAAAGGUGAAAUCUUUCGAUUUUGGGCAAAGAUUAGCAAUGGAUUUGCUGACCCCACAUCUUUAUACGAGGGAGCUGACUGGGGUACCUCGAAUCAUCAUCCUGAAGAUGUACAUGGCUACGGGAGAUGAAUGCUUCCUACGCCAUGUGAUGAAGAUUGGAGACCCGACACAAUCUGUGGAGGAAAAACUACCUUACAGAAACAAGCCCUUGAAAACUGGACGAAGGUGCGGCGACUGUAAGCGAGACAUUUGCUUGAAAAGCAUUUCUAGUGGGGCAAAGAGAACCCAGAUAAACGGGCUCUCUAAGCCAACAACAAGGUGCGAGAAAUGUGGACUAGCCAAAUGUAACAAGAAGCAUUUGAUGAAAGUGUGUGCUUCUUGUUUACAGGAAUGUGGCCAAUGAACGCAUCGUAUUAGCAUGCCUAAUAUGAUAUCUAAGCAGCAUGUUUAUUUUAAUCGAUGGUUAUCCUACUAUCAGUUGUACUUGUUCAUUGAUUA